Molecule: messenger RNA, 1370 nt
Organism: Nematostella vectensis (starlet sea anemone)
Lineage: Eukaryota; Metazoa; Cnidaria; Anthozoa; Actiniaria; Edwardsiidae
Product: protein PRY1-like
Exons: 5
Coding region: 22-1275 (417 amino acids)
Cellular component (GO): extracellular region
Source: RefSeq, a predicted model, not a curated record
GACUGUACAGACAGCCAGCAGAUGUGCUUGGUGUGGGCAAAGAAUGGCGAGUGUCAGAAGAACAAAGACUGGAUGAGUGCGAACUGCAAAAAGAGUUGUAAUACGUGUACUAACGGAGGGAGCGAGACAACAAGAUCGUGCAUCGAUAACAAUUACUUCUGUACUUAUUGGAAGUCCAAAGGUUACUGCUCCUCCUACAAAGACUAUAGGAAGAUAAACUGCCUGAAAACGUGCGCCCUGUGUGAUGGCGGCAGUGGAGGGACUGCAGGACCCUGCAAGGACAGCAAUCAGAUGUGCCCCCAGUGGGCAACAAAUGGAGAGUGCUCUAAGAACCCUGAUUGGAUGAAAGCCAACUGUGCCAAGAGUUGCAAUUCCUGCGGAGGGGGAGGGGGGAGAGGGGACUGUACAGACAGCCAGCAGAUGUGCUUGGUGUGGGCAAAGAAUGGCGAGUGUCAGAAGAACAAAGACUGGAUGAGUGCGAACUGCAAAAAGAGUUGUAAUACGUGUACUAACGGAGGGAGCGAGACAACAAUGUCGCCCCCAGUCUCUCCUUCUGCUUCGGUGUCAACCUCUCGCCCAUCCACUCUUUCCCCAGUCACCCCUCCCCCAGCACCAUGCAUUGACAAGGACUCUAGGUGCCCACAGUGGGCCCAGAGCGGGGAAUGCGCCAAAAACCCGGUCUGGAUGAAAGCGAACUGCCAGAAAAGCUGUAGGACAUGCAACGGAGGAGGAGGAGGAGGAACCACAGGGGGAGGGGGUAGUGGAGGAGAAGGAACCACAGGGGGAGGGGUUAGUGGAUUUGCUAAGCAGGCUCUACAGCGUCAUAACUAUUACCGUAAAAUCCACAACGCCCCCAUGAUGAGCCUGGACAGUGCGAUGACUCGGUCAGCGGCGGCCUACGCGUACAAGUUCGCCUCUUAUGGAACUAUAGUGCACUCGAGCUGGCAGGAGAGGGGUGGAGACGGGGAGAACUUGGCUAUUGUUUGUGGGGAUGACCAGUCAGCUACCGCUGCCGUGGAGAUGUGGUACAAGGAGGUGUGUAUGUACAACUUUAACUACGGCGGGAUGAGUGGAGCCACCGGACACUUCACGCAGCUUGUAUGGAAGGAGAGUACUCUGCUGGGAAUCGGUAACGCGCCAGGCCAGUACACGGGGUGGCCAUGUACGUACUGGGUAGCGCGCUACCGCGAGCACGGUAACAUGUCUGGACAAUUCCAGAAAAUGGUGGACCGAGGAAGCUUCAAAAAGUAUAGUUACUGUAAGUCAGGGCGAUAGAGCUGACAUAAUCAGAACCAGGUAUUCUCUGAACACACAAUGAUGCUCAAGGAACUCACUCUUAUAAUUUGAAUAAAGUUCGAGUGGUUUCUGGA